Arctia plantaginis is the source of this 414-nucleotide messenger RNA. NCBI's taxonomy places the organism in Eukaryota, Metazoa, Arthropoda, Insecta, Lepidoptera, Erebidae. The record is from the annotation of a GenBank genome assembly.
AUGCGGCCUAGCACAUUCCACUCACUGCACGCGCACUCACUCACUCAGUCAGUCGGUUGCGUCGGGCUGUACGCGAGCGGGCGCGGAGAUACGCGCUGGCGAACGGGCGGUGCGUUACUGAGGCCGCCGCCGCCGAGGCUGGUGGCUAUAUCGCGCCGCCUGACGUCACCACGGCGACGUCACGGAUGCGACGUCAUUAACGGUACCUCCCACGGCCCGCCCGCCUCCGCCUCGCCGCUGCCGCCCGCCCGAGCCUGUGCUAACGGCAUCGCUAGUACGGGACGGAGCUUUCAUACGCCCGCGCCGCCCGCGCCAGACCGCUGCAUCGUUCAUCGUUCCUGCACCGCUGUGAGCUUUCCAUGGCCAACACUCGCGUCUUUACUUAUACAAUCGUUCUCCGUGUCUGAAUUGUAA